AGGAAGAACCACCCCAUGCACCCAAUGCUCAUGCUGCUGGGCCUUGCUGCCCUCCUGGGUGCCUCCCAGGGCCGCACGGAUUGCUAUGGCAGUGUAAACAGAAUUAAAACCUCUGGGGCUUCAUGCAAAACUGCAAAGCCAGAGGGUUUAUCCUACUGCGGAGUUAGUGCUUCAGAAAAGAUCGCUGAACGGGACCUAAGAGCUAUGAAUCAAUAUAAAACACUCAUUAAGAAAGUUGGCGAAAAACUGUGUGUCGAACCAGCCCUGAUUGCUGGCAUCAUCUCCCGGGAAUCUCAUGCCGGCAAAGCACUGAAGAAUGGCUGGGGCGACAAUGGAAACGGAUUUGGUUUAAUGCAGGUUGACAGAAGAUCACAUAAACCUGUGGGACAAUGGAACAGCGAAACUCAUCUUACCCAGGGCACAAACAUACUUAUCAUGAUGAUAAAGACAAUAUGGAGCAAGUUCCCACACUGGACAAAAGAUCAACAGCUGAAAGGUGGGAUUUCUGCCUACAAUGCUGGUGCUAAGAACGUCCGAAGCUAUGACAGAAUGGACAUCGGCACCACCCACGAUGACUACUCCAACGACGUGGUUGCACGAGCCCAGUAUUACAAGAAACACGGAUACUAGACUUGGUAAUCUCUACUGAGUAACUUCCUUACCAUCACCUGCACAACACCCCUGAGCGAGACAAGACACAGAGCAGCUGUACCCUGCAAACCCAUAGAAAUGCAAAUCUACAGGAAUGAUUUACAUGAACAAGAAUUUGCAGACUAAAUCCCUGAAUUUUUAAAACAAUAUUCAGUAAGACAGCAGUCAUGUACUUUCUUUACAAGCAAUAUGGUUUGGAUUUUACAAAGGGAAUAUUACCAAAUCUUAAAUUUUUUUUCUGCUAUCUACAUAUUUCUCUGAGUUACGAGGACUAUCUUGUUUUGCUAUUGAUAAUUUGCUGCUUUCCAGAUCUUAAAACACAUUUCUGGCAAAAUCUGUCAUUCUCUUAAGAAAUCAAAAGGCAAAAUAGUUCCUUGGGUAUUAGCUUCAUGAUUUAUUUUUUCAAAGCUGCUUGAUAUGUACAUUAUGAUGUGGAGUAGUCAUUUUUUUCUGAAUGCUAAUUUUUCAUAUAAAAGCAUAGAAUAGAGAUGGAUGUUUUCAGUCAUACAGAAAUAAGCAAACAGAAAUUGAAUAAAAGUGUUAUCAGCA
Messenger RNA from Gymnogyps californianus (California condor), 1200 nucleotides. Its product is annotated as lysozyme g. Gene Ontology annotation, molecular function: lysozyme activity. The record is from RefSeq and is a predicted model, not a curated record. Lineage: Eukaryota; Metazoa; Chordata; Aves; Accipitriformes; Cathartidae. Gene Ontology annotation, cellular component: extracellular region. The coding region runs from base 16 to 630 and encodes 204 amino acids. Gene Ontology annotation, biological process: peptidoglycan catabolic process; defense response to Gram-positive bacterium. The transcript is spliced from 5 exons.